Zingiber officinale is the source of this 4436-nucleotide messenger RNA. RefSeq names its product pentatricopeptide repeat-containing protein At3g06920-like. NCBI's taxonomy places the organism in Eukaryota, Viridiplantae, Streptophyta, Magnoliopsida, Zingiberales, Zingiberaceae. Gene Ontology annotation, molecular function: protein binding. Bases 582 to 3383 code for a protein of 933 amino acids. The record is from RefSeq and is a predicted model, not a curated record. The transcript has 2 exons.
GACUAAAAAAUGAACUCCAUCGCAAUGGUAGCUCUGCCCGCUGUCUACCACGACUCCCUCUCUCGGCCGUUUUACUCCUCUCGCUUCUUCUUCUGGAAUGCUCCUUCUCUUCCUCUACCCUAGCGAGGUCUACCGUCUCGCAUCGACCCUCGCCAUACUGGUCUGGUGCAGAAAAUUGUGCUUCUGAUUGAUCCUUAGAUCGGAGGCGUCCCGAAGAGGCCGGAGAAGGUCUGGAGAGCUUGAAAUGGAAAGACUAUGCGAGAUGCGAGAGAUCUCCUGAAUAAGCUCUCGGCGGUUAUGGCGAAGGUGGAGAUCGGCAAGGAAGACGGAGAAAGGAGGGAUCUUGUUGCGGAUAGCAAAGAGUCGAUGGUGAGGUGGAGAGGAAAAUUGGUACUCGGUAGGUUGAGGAAGACAGAGGUUGUUUGGUGAAUAAUAGAAAAACAGAGGGUGUUUUUGGCGUACUUCCAUCAAAUCGUAUAAAACGGAAAGGGGCCUUAGGGUUUGUGUGGUUCGUCCGCGUUUGAUUUCGGUCCGUUUUUCCUGACUUCCAGUUGCGAGGCUUCACCGGGAAUCCACCCUUCAUGGCCACGACGGGAGCUCGGGCGGCAGCGCGAUGCUCCCGUGGGAUUCGAAGCAGCGACGGGCUCUUCAAACCCAUGCGCUCUGACGAGGAAACGUCGUCGUCGGUGGCUUGCACGACGACUCUGCCUGUGGCUCCACCUCGGUGUCAUUCUGCAUGGGCUGGGAAUCGGGUAUUUCGCCGAAAAAAUGGGAACUUUCUCCAGAAUUCGAGGUUAGCUAUCUCUUGCAAUCGAAGAUUCUCAACUGGAAACCAUCAAGUCGGGGGUGGUGAGGAACAAAAGGGAGUUUCUGUUGAUCAAGUUUGCCGCAUUCUGAAUGGAGGUCCUUGGGGACCCGAUACAGAGAGAGUCCUUUCUGAGAUCCACGGAAAGCCCAAUGCAGAAUUCAUCUACGGCGUGUUAAAGCAGCAGAAAGAUUUGAACUUGGGAUUAAAUUAUUUUCGGUGGGUGGAAAACACUACCGGCGAGCCACAUGCUUCCGAGGCAUAUAACUCCCUAAUCAUGAUCAUGGCCACUAGUAGGAGAUAUGAUUGUUUAGAAAAGAUUUUGGAGGAAAUGAGUGUUCUUGGGCAUGGUAUAUGGAACCUUGUCUGCAUUGAGUUGGUCACCAGCUUUAUCAAAUCCAGGAAAUUGAAACAAGCUGUUGAUGUGAUGCAUUUGUUGCGGAAGUUUAAAUUCCGUCCUGCGUUUUCAGCUUAUACAACACUGAUAGGCGUGCUUGCAGAUUCUGGUGAACCUGAGUCUGCUCUUACCAUGUUCCAGCAAAUGCAGGAGAUUGGGUAUGAAGUUAACAUUCAACUGUUUACGACAUUGAUUCGUGUGUUUGCCAGAGGAGGGAAGCUCGAUGCAGCUCUCUCCUUGCUGGAUGAGACGAAGAGCAACUCACUCGAAGCGGAUCUCGUGCUGUAUAAUGUCUGCAUCGACUGCUUUGGCAAAGUAGGAAAAGUUGACAUGGCAUGGAAGUUUUUUCAUGAGCUCAAAACACAGGGCUUCAAACCGGAUGACGUGUCUUAUACUAGCAUGAUUAGGGUUCUAUUGAAAGCAGGUAGGCUUAGUGAAGCUGUGGUGCUCUUUGAGGAAAUGGAGCAAGAAAGAAAAAUUCCAUGUGCUUAUGCUUACAAUACAAUGAUCAUGGGCUACGGUUCUGCUGGAAUGUUUGAUGAUGCUUUCAAGUUGCUAGACCAGCUAAGAGAGAAAGGAUGCAUUCCAAGUGUCGUUGCUUAUAAUUCAAUUCUCACUUGCCUAGGUAAAAAAGGGAAAUUUGAUGAGGCUCUGAAUGUUUUUGAAGAGAUGAAGAAAGAUGCAAAACCCAACGUCUCAACUUACAACAUAAUGAUCGAUAUGCUUUGCUCGCUCGGGAAAGUUGAAGCGACGUAUAAAAUCAGAGAUGAUAUGGAGACUGCUGGCUUGUUUCCUAAUGUACUGACUGUGAAUAUAAUGAUAGACAGAUUGUGCAAGUCAGGGAAGCUUGAUGAGGCCUGCAAGAUAUUUGAAGGAAUUAGUCUGAAGGGCUGCACCCCUGAUGCUGUGACAUAUGGUUCGCUUAUUGAUGGUUUAGGCAAGAUGGGUAAGGUUGAUGAAGCUUAUAGGUUGUUUGAGAGGAUGUUGGACGCGGGACACACACCCAAUUGUGUUGUGUACACAUCUCUGAUUAGAAACUUCUUCAGGCAUGGCAGAAAAGAAGAUGGCCAUAAGAUCUACAAGGAGAUGAGUAGCCGAAGGUGUCCCCCUGACUUGACUCUUCUAAAUACUUACAUGGAUUGCACCUUCAAGGCAGGCGAAGUUGAAAAGGGCCGUGCCAUAUUUGAGCACAUCAGAGAUUGUGGAUUAUCCCCUGAUACUUAUAGCUAUUCUGCAUUGAUUCAUGGUCUCACGAAAGCUGGUCAUGCACGUGAAACAUACAAGUUGUUUUACGCCAUGAAAGAUCAAGGUUGUGUGCUAGACAGACGUGCAUAUAAUGUUGUCAUCGAUGGUUUCUGCAAGGCAGGUAAAGUAGAUAAAGCUUACCAGCUCCUGGAAGAGAUGAAGGCCCAGGGCCAUCCUCCCACCGUGGUUACAUAUGGGACGGUGAUAGAUGGUCUUGCAAAGAUUGAUAGGCUUGAUGAGGCUUACAUGCUAUUUGAAGAAGCAAAAUCGCUUGGCAUAGUGUUGAAUGUUGUUGUUUACAGUAGUUUAAUAGAUGGUUUCGGUAAACUAGGGAGGAUCGACGAAGCUUAUCUGAUUAUGGAAGAGAUGAUGCAGAAAGGUCUAACGCCUAACGUGUACACAUGGAAUUGUCUAAUGCAUGCUCUAGUGAAGGCGCAGGAGAUAAAUGAAGCACUUGUUUGUUUUCAGUCGAUGAAAGAAAUGAAGUGCACUCCCAACACCUAUACUUACACCAUUCUUAUAAACGGUUGCUGUCGAGUGCAGAAGUACAACAAGGCUUUUGUAUUCUGGCAAGAAAUGCAGAAAAAUGGUCUGGUUCCUAAUGUGGUCACCUACACAACCAUGAUAUCGGGAUUGUCGAAAUUAGGGAACAUAUCAGAGGCUAGUAAACUCUUUGAGAAGUUCAAGGCUAACGGUGGUAUUCCCGACUCAGUUAGCUUCAAUGCUCUCAUAGAAGGGAUGAGCAAUGCCAAUAGACCGAUGGAUGCUUACAAGGUUUUUGAAGAAACUCGAAUAAGGGGAUGUAAAAUUAAUGCCAAGACUUGUAUGGCUCUCCUAGAUGCAUUGAACAAGGCUGAAUGUCUUGAGCAGGCUGCCAUUGUUGGUGCUGUCUUGAAGGAGAUGGCGAAAUCCCAGCAUGCUGCUAGAUCAUUGUAGAGUGCACAUUGAUGUGGUAAAAUGAAGUUUAUCCUUGUCCUAAUAAAAGAAUUCCUUCAGAAAAGAUACAUUUGUCUUGUUGUACAAGUUGUUGUUCCUGAGAAAACAUUACUUAUGCUCCGACAUAACAAAGAUAGGUUGAGAAUCACAUAUCUGUUGCUAUUGAUUUUGGCACAUCAGUUGGAGAAUUCUUACCAUUUGUUCCUGCUAGCUGACCGAAGGUUUCUUGACUCCAAUCAUUUUUUCAUCAUGAAGGUUUAUGAAGGAUGCACCAUUGAGGUACUAGAAAGAUAAGCUCUCAUGUUCGAAUCAAUUAUGUUACUAGUUUAGUAGAAUGCUUUAAUGGAGUUAACAGAGUCUAGCAGCAUGUAUUUCUCAGCUAACAAUUUUGUUUCUCCCCCUAAACUUCGGUAGCUGUCCUAAAAAGGCUCUUAGACUCUUCAAAUCUUCAUUUUACCUCCAAUUUCCAUUAAUGUCUGUCAUCAGCAAGAAAUAGUCGUGGGGCACAUCGACAUUAAGAAUAACUACAAAUCUUCAUGUUAUGGGUUAUGGCACAAUUCUACCGAACAAAACAUCCUGAUAAAAGCUCUGGUAAAGCUUCUCGAGAAGAUGAGUAGUGUUGAGGAAUCAGAGCUUUGCAGUUUCUCACAGCAUUUUGCGUGUAGUCUAGUCUCUUCAAGUUUCUGUUGUUCGGCAAUGCAAACUUCAAGCGAAAAUGCAAGAGACUUGAAUCCGCCAAAAGAAUCAGGGAUGAAGAUGUAUAUGCUUCAGGAAAUAGUUAUGUCAUCAGGAGGUUUGUCAAGACAAUCUCCAUCUACUUCUACUUCUCUUGCAUUUAGUGUCUGAAAGGCAAAGAGACAUCCCGAUGUGCAAAUAAUAGGGCGAACAUUGUAUUCAAGUUUCUAUCAGGAUUUUUUUUUUAAGAAAAAACAUAUAUUAGCAGUUUAAUACAUGAUACGGUGAUGAGAUAAGAGGAAAGGGCAUUUUCGUCAUUUCCUAUUUGGAGGAUUUUGGUUUUAAGGAUGACACUGUUCAUCAGCAAGCUCUCUAGUG